This is a messenger RNA of Anopheles maculipalpis, 527 nucleotides long. Its product is annotated as protein FAM136A. Gene Ontology annotation, cellular component: cytoplasm. Bases 91 to 519 code for a protein of 142 amino acids. The transcript is spliced from 3 exons. NCBI's taxonomy places the organism in Eukaryota, Metazoa, Arthropoda, Insecta, Diptera, Culicidae. The record is from RefSeq and is a predicted model, not a curated record.
CGCCGGGAUCACGAAAUUUACAGCAGCAGUGCACAAAUUGUUGAUAGUGCGAGAAAGUACAUUAUUUAUUCUACACCCUUACCUGCCGAAAUGAUUGAACAACAGAAGCAGCGCAUUGAGAUGGAGAUCACCAAACAGUUGGAUGAUCUCGAUCGCAAUGUUCUGCGCAAAAUGCAAGCUGAUAUGCACGAUUGUGCGGCAAGAUGUUGUAAGGAUACGGCUUCAUCGAUGGACACGGUACAGCAGUGCGUUGAACGAUGCUCCAUCCCUGCACAGCGUGCCCAACAGCAUGUGGAAACGGAGAUAAACUCCUUCAACAGCCGGCUGCAGCGUUGUGUAAUGGAUUGCAAUGAUACAAUCAAAGACAAGAUGGGAUCGAAUCCAACGGAAAGCGAUAUAGCUAAAUAUACAGCGGAGUUCGAACGAUGUGCCAUCAAAUGCGUAGAUAAGCAUGUUGCAAUCUUGCCCAAUAUGUUCUCGACCAUGCGGAAAGUUCUGCAAAGCAGGUCAUCGUCGUAAACUGUGGU